Molecule: messenger RNA, 687 nt
Organism: Pipra filicauda (Wire-tailed manakin)
Lineage: Eukaryota; Metazoa; Chordata; Aves; Passeriformes; Pipridae
Product: interferon alpha-inducible protein 27-like protein 2A
Exons: 5
Coding region: 211-507 (98 amino acids)
Biological process (GO): apoptotic signaling pathway
Cellular component (GO): membrane; mitochondrion
Source: RefSeq, a predicted model, not a curated record
GUGUGUGCUGGCGAAGCUGAGGCUCCCUUUGGCACCCAGCGCUGCUUUACUCAUUCCUUAUCGAAUAAACAGCCUUGCUGCUAAGAAUCCUUGAUUACCAGCUUCGUUUAUAACAGCCCCGCUCCAGCAGAGCCAGCAGCAUCAAAAGCCCAAAGGAAGGUCCCAGCUCAGAGCACACCCGGCACAGCUCCCCCUCCAGGCCAGCCCACCAUGGUAUGGGGAGUAGCUGAAGCCCUUGGAGCUGCAGUUGGAGCAGGAGUGGCACUGGUUGCCGCCCCGGCGGUCGUUGCUGGGCUGGGGUUCACCGCAGGCGGCAUCGCCGCUGGAUCCAUCGCUGCCAAGAUGAUGUCGGCAGCUGCCAUCGCCAACGGAGGGGGAGUGGCAGCCGGCAGCACCGUGGCUGUGCUGCAGUCCAUCGGAGCUGCAGGUUUCUCUCUUGGUGCCGAAGUUGGGCUGGGGUCACUCGGGGCAGCAGCCGGUGCCCUGGUAGAGAAAAUCGCCGGUUGACAAACCCACGGAGGGAGCAGCUCCAGGUGCGGAAUCCAAGAGAAGUGCUGAUCCUGAGGAGUUGCCAGGCAGCGUGGCACGUGAUGGGAAGUCCCCACAGACCCCACCCUCUCAAAAGCUUUGGAUUCCCCUGAGCAAUGAGUGCCCUGAAGCCAAUAAAGUUGCUUUGCCUGCAGCAGA